Molecule: messenger RNA, 2103 nt
Organism: Triticum turgidum subsp. durum (durum wheat)
Lineage: Eukaryota; Viridiplantae; Streptophyta; Magnoliopsida; Poales; Poaceae
Source: the annotation of a GenBank genome assembly
AUGUGGAGACCGUUCAGGCAGCUCAUGCCCAAAGAGCAUUCCGGGCCUUCUGGCGGCCUCGAGGGCCGAACCAUCGAUGUCGGCAAUGUGAAGGUGCACGUCCGGGAAGCCAUUGCUGAGGGUGGGUUCUCGUGCGUGUACCUCGCCCGGGACCUGACCAACCCAGCAAAGAAGUACGCGCUCAAGCACGUCAUUGCCCAGGACAAGGAGUCGCUGGACCUGGUGCAGAAGGAGAUCACGGUGAUGAGGGCGCUCAAGGGGCACCCGAACGUGGUCACGCUCGUUGCGCACGCCAUAAUGGAUAUGGGCCGUGGGAGGGAGGCGCUUCUGCUGAUGGAGUUCUGCGAGAGAUCGCUGGUUUCUGCCUUGGACACUAGAGGUACUGCAGGGUUCUAUGAUGAGGAGCAGGUUGCUCUCAUCUUCCGGGAUGUUUGCAAUGCGGUGUUCGCGAUGCACUGCCAGACACCACCUGUUGCUCACAGGGACCUAAAGGCCGAAAAUGUGCUUCUUGGUGCUGACGGGGCUUGGAAAUUAUGUGAUUUUGGUAGUGUAUCAACAAACCAUAAGUGCUUUGAUAAACCAGAGGAGAGGGGCAUUGAAGAAGAUGUCAUCAGAAAGCAUACAACUCCUGCUUAUAGGGCUCCUGAGAUGUGGGACUUGUACAGGAGGGAAGUUAUUAGUGAGAAAGUAGAUAUAUGGGCUCUUGGAUGUCUCAUGUAUAGAAUCUGCUACUUAAAAUCAGCUUUUGGUUUAGAAUCAAAGCUUCAGAUCCUCAAUGGGAACUAUCGUAUCCCUGAAUUACCGAAGUACUGUUCUUCCAUUACAAGUCUGAUCGAAGAGAUGCUUCAGUCCUCUCCAGAUGCCAGACCAGACAUUACACAGGUAUGGUUUCGUGUUAAUGAGUUACUUCCUUUGGAGCUGCAAAAGGAUUUACCUGAUGGAUCCCCAUCUGGAUCAGCAUUUGAAUUGCAAACUACUGAGGAUGAAGGUGGGCCUUCUCCCAUGCAUGGACCUUCUUCAUCACGGUCAAGAGACAAUGUGAGAAAUACACCUCCGAAAGGUCCUUCCAUUUUGAGGUCACAAGUUCCUGCUGAGAGUAAGGGUUCUGCAGGUGCAUUUUGGUCAACUCAACAUGCACAAGAACUAGCUUUUGCGGAUGACAAGGGGUCAGUUCUAGAUCAAGAGCCCAUACAUGAUGGCAUAGCAAAGCAACCUCAGGCAAAGAACCAGAACACAACACGGAAUGCAUACAGACAGUCUCUUUCUGCUUCUGUUGAUAGUUCUCCUGGGGAUUUUGAAAUAAGGUUUUCUCCAAAUGGUUCAGAAUAUGGCCUAGAGAAAACCCAAAACACUAAACCAGAUAACAAAACCAGUGCACAGACUGCCACUUUUAGCUCCUUUGUGGCAGACUUUGAUAAUGUUAAGGUGAGCUCAGAGGACAAUGCCGGUAGUUUAAACGCGGCAAGUAAAUUGAAAGGACAACAGCUGGAGGCCGAAGUAACUUUACUCAAGGAGCAAUUGAAGAUAGCAAACUUAGAGAAGGAAGAAAUCUCACUGAAGUUUGAUAGAUUGUCAGCCAUUUGCUCCUCUCAGAGGCGGGAGAUACAGGAACUUAAACAAGCGCUAGCCACAACUUCUGCACCAGUGCCAGUUAAGGAGUUGAAAGAAAAUUUGAAGGCUGAAUUCUCCCCACCCAGCACAAGCCUUGACACUCCGCCAAGGGAGAAGAUUGCAGGAACCCCACCAGAGCUCCGGCAAGGUCUAUUUACAUCAAGUCCAGGGACAGCAAGCCCAGAUCCCAAGCCAUGGUCCGCUUUCCCUGAAGAGCCGAAAGCUCAAGCAGCUGUAAAAAGUGCCCACCCGAGGUCGGUCCGAACUUUAAGGGCAUCACAAAGCAACAAAGCCGGCUCGCUUAAUCAGUCAAAAACAAACUCUGGUGCCGACCCCUUUGCCUUCGGUCAAGAUAGCUUUAAGGCUGUACCUUCUGGCACCGUGCCUUCUGAGAUGUCAAAUUUGGGGAAUGCUUCUCAGUCCCUCAACACUCUUAAGGCUGAAGUGGAGAAAGAUGCACCCUACCAACCAGCUGGAUGGACUGGGUUUUAA